AUGGUUUCUUUCAACAGCCUCUUCGUGGCUGCCUGUGCAGCUACCAGCGCUUUCGCGGCCCCCAGUGAGUCCUUGGAGAAGCGACAGGCAAUCACCACCAGCCAGACUGGAACGAACAAUGGCUACUACUAUUCUUUCUGGACCGACGGUGGUGGCCAGGUCUCUUACACCAAUGGCGACUCCGGCUCGUACAGUGUGAGCUGGACCGACUGCGGAGAUUUCACCUCUGGCAAGGGCUGGGCUACUGGCAGCGCUCGUGACAUCAACUUCUCCGGCUCUUUCAACCCCUCCGGAAAUGCCUACCUCGCCGUCUACGGUUGGACUACCGGCCCCCUCGUCGAGUACUACAUCAUGGAGAACUUUGGCGAAUACGACCCCGGCCCCAGCAUGACCUCGAUGGGAACCGUGACCAGCGAUGGUUCCGUCUAUGACAUCUACACCCACCAGCAAGUCGACCAGCCUUCCAUCUCGGGUACCGCCACCUUCAUGCAGUACUGGUCCAUCCGCCGCGACAAGCGCAGCAGUGGAACUGUCACCACUGCCAACCACUUUGACGCUUGGGCUGGUCUUGGAAUGGACAUGGGCUCCCACGACUACCAGAUUGUCAGCACCGAGGGCUACCAGAGCAGCGGUUCCGCCAGCAUCACAGUUUCCUAA
This is a messenger RNA of Penicillium bovifimosum, 657 nucleotides long. RefSeq names its product glycoside hydrolase family 11 protein. The transcript is spliced from 2 exons. Bases 1 to 657 code for a protein of 218 amino acids. Lineage: Eukaryota; Fungi; Ascomycota; Eurotiomycetes; Eurotiales; Aspergillaceae. Gene Ontology annotation, biological process: xylan catabolic process. Gene Ontology annotation, molecular function: hydrolase activity, hydrolyzing O-glycosyl compounds. The record is from RefSeq and is a predicted model, not a curated record.